Molecule: messenger RNA, 379 nt
Organism: Cylicostephanus goldi
Lineage: Eukaryota; Metazoa; Nematoda; Chromadorea; Rhabditida; Strongylidae
Source: the annotation of a GenBank genome assembly
UACUAGAACAGUUGUCACCUUAUACUUGGCAUAACAUAUAAACAAAGCAUUACGGUAGGCAAAUAUUAUAUUCAAAGUAGCAACUUUAACUGUCAGAGUUCUGGAGUUUUUAGUAAGUUUGUUUUCCUUUCUGAGGCAAACUGCUCUCCUGAACUUCAUAGUAGUUAACUUCAUAAUUAACUUCUUAGUUAAAACCUGUCAAUCCAGAAUGUGCAGCACGAGUUAUUGCAUUUGCAAAUAUGUUGCUGUAUGUUGCCAAUAUAUUAGCCAAACUUUAUUAACUUGUAUUUCAAGUGAAAAAUUUUCAGUUUAUAUGAGGAAAGGGGGUGAUAGUUAUUUAAAAACGAGCGGCCGCCGGACGUUCAAUAUUAGCAACCAC